AGACAUUUAUACCCUUUUCUUUAUUAUCCUAAUUUCUCGGCAGGGGUUCACAGCAUUUAAUUCAAAAGCAAAACUCUAUAUAUUUGACAAUUGAUUCGCAAGUGAAACCUCUGCACCGGGAAAAGUUGCGUUUUGUAUCAUAACAUUAUACAUAGUUCAGCCUUUUGGUUUCUUUUGAAAAGCUCAAUCGUUUUCCUUCGUGACUCCUCUUUCAAUAUAACUGUGUUCUCCAUCGUUGCUGACGGGUAAUGCUUCGCUGCUCCACCUUUCUCGAGGUGCGUCUUCCGCACAUUGCCCACAACAUUGAUUUAAUUCGCACCCACUACGCAUCCAAAGCAACGUUAAUUCCCAUGAUAAAAGGCAACGCCUAUGGCAACGGCCUCGAGCGGGUCGCAGGGUACAUCCACGACGCCUGCAGGGUCAACCAUUUCGGCGUCGCCUCACUGGGGGAGGCGGUCGCAGUGUUGAAAGGCAACGCCCACAGCAUUGACACAGGACGCACCAACCACGUCGUUGUCUUCUCCGACACGGAGCUGAUGGACGAGUCGGUGCACCACGUUUACGCAGAGCAGAACGCCAAGUACCGUGCCGGCAACGGGGCGCAGCUGGCACCGGUGCUCGGGACGGAGGAGCAGCUGCAACUGUUUUGCAAGCUCCGCCGCACCAUCUUCAAGGACACCCCUCUGUGCUUGAAGAUCAACACCGGGAUGGACCGUCUUGGCGUGACACUGGAGCGGCUGAAGGAGUUGACACCGUUGCUGCGGGAAAACGGUGGUGUGGAUUUGCUGCUGCAGCACUUCAGCGUGUCGGGCUUAGUAGGUCAUUCCUUCACCAAAGCUCAACACAUUAAGUUCCAGCAGGCGAAGGAAUCUCUGCAAGCUGCCGGGGUAGAGGUGCGUGGCACGUCAGCGGCGAACAGCGGCGCCAUCGAGCAGCGUCUCGCGGUGGAGGAGAUGUAUGUGCGACCAGGCUUAAUGCUCUACGGACCCACCUCUCUCGCUGCCUCCAGCAUCACCCCGGAUGAGGUGCCCAAGUAUCGGUUGUGGGACGGCAAGUGCUGCGGGUACUUCUACACCAAGGUGCUUCAUCAUUACGUUGCGAAGGCCGGGAGCUACAUCGGCUACGGCAUCACCCACAAUCUCGUGCCGGAGGACGCCGUGAUUGUGCUCAUCCCUGUUGGCUACGCAGAUGGCUUCAUGCGGUACUAUUCCAACAUGCCCGUGACGGUGUCCCCCGCCCCUCCGCGAGGCCACGAAGACGAUCCGGCGGUGAAGGAGAGUGCCCUUGUGGGCGUGGUGCACGGCAACGUGAACAUGGACAUCGCGGCUGUGGCGGUGCAUCCAGCCAUGGUGGGACACAGCGUGGAGGAGAUCAUGCGCCGCAUUGAGAACGAGAGUCAAAUCCUAGUGUGGGGCAACGAUGUGGCGGAGAAGGCGGCCGCGGUGAAGUCGAUUCCGUAUCAGCUCAUGUGUGGUUUGUCGAUACGCGUUCCGCGACGGUAUGUGGAGUAG
Molecule: messenger RNA, 1511 nt
Organism: Leptomonas pyrrhocoris
Lineage: Eukaryota; Euglenozoa; Kinetoplastea; Trypanosomatida; Trypanosomatidae
Product: putative alanine racemase 2
Exons: 1
Coding region: 249-1511 (420 amino acids)
Cellular component (GO): cytosol
Molecular function (GO): alanine racemase activity; pyridoxal phosphate binding
Source: RefSeq, a predicted model, not a curated record